GUGCGUUGUUGUUAUCGCUAAAAAUGCCGAAAGGUCGAUAAUUACGUGAGCGAACCGUGCCUAGGUUGACAAUCCGCGUAGACGGAUGGGACGUGAAACUGCACACCACAUCAUCGUCGCUCGCGUAGGUUGUGCUGCUGCGUAGAACAACGGUGGAAAAACAAAUCCAACACGUAGGUAACUUGGAUCGGGCCAAAGGCGGCACCUUAAUAAUAGCCAAUUUUUCGACCUCAGGCCACUUAAGCUAUUACGCCCGGUGACGCCCGUUCAGUGACGGCUGACAAAAGCUGUCCGAUUGGAGGAAACCCAGCGGGCCGUUGUUGCGUGCAGAUUCGUGGAAUACGGUGCCCCUCAUAUCGAGAUGGAUUUCCUAGACGAGCGAGGAAUCUUGUACGUGAUAGCGGACCUGCUAUCCAUCGUCACGAUUGCUUCAUGUCUCGUAUCGAAGGUGCCUCAGAUACAAACCGUCCGGCAGCUGCACUCCGCCAAGGGGCUCAGCGUAAACGGACUUCUGAUGGAACUAUGUAGCUACACCGUCACGAUGCUGUACAACUAUACCAACGGGUACGCGUUCCUGUCGUACCUGGAGUACCCUAUUCUACUGCUGCAGGAGUACGUCCUGGUAUACUACGUGCUGCGGUACGAAUCACUGCUCAAUCAACGAGCGUACCAAUUUACCGGACUCUACGUGGCGGUGUUUAUUGGCUUCGCGACAGCCAUUAUUCCCACCUCCAUCCUGAUGAUGCUUGUGCCAUUCACCACGCCAGUCGGGGCGACAAGCAAAGUAAUGCAGCUGAUCGCCAUUCUCCGCUCAAAGGACUCUCAAUCCGUUAGCCUGAUCACGUGGGGCAUAUCGGCGUUCACCAACUCAACGCGCAUCUACACGAUCAUGCUGGAUUCGGGCGACAAAAUGUUGCUGGCCAACUUCGGUAUUUCCACCCUGCUCAGUACCUUGGUGUUGCUGGCCGCGUGGUACUAUAAAAAACCAAAGAAAGAUUAAGCUGUCUACUGAUGGGAUUUUGAGACCGCUUUUGGAACGUAUUUUUAUCUCAACAAACCUUACUUCUGCGCGAAAACUAAUAACGAGUGAGACAAGCAUCACGCAAAGGCACAAAGAGGCAUUUCUGCACAUUUGCUGCUUUCCAGCUUUAACCCAUAGCUAACGAACAAUUUUACGAUCUGACUUAUCA
Anopheles nili is the source of this 1190-nucleotide messenger RNA. Its product is annotated as solute carrier family 66 member 3. NCBI's taxonomy places the organism in Eukaryota, Metazoa, Arthropoda, Insecta, Diptera, Culicidae. The coding region runs from base 362 to 1000 and encodes 212 amino acids. The record is from RefSeq and is a predicted model, not a curated record. The transcript has 4 exons.